This is a messenger RNA of Apis florea (little honeybee), 1464 nucleotides long. RefSeq names its product 15-hydroxyprostaglandin dehydrogenase [NAD(+)]. Lineage: Eukaryota; Metazoa; Arthropoda; Insecta; Hymenoptera; Apidae. Gene Ontology annotation, molecular function: oxidoreductase activity, acting on the CH-OH group of donors, NAD or NADP as acceptor. Gene Ontology annotation, cellular component: cytoplasm. The record is from RefSeq and is a predicted model, not a curated record.
CGAUGUGGGGUGUGUGCGUUGACGGGGAGGCAGUGAAAGGCGGCGAAGCAGUGCAAGCCAGUGCGUCCGCGGCCGUCAACCACACCUUGUCGGGUUCAGAGAGAGGAAAACGCGCGCGCGCACUCUCACAAACACCCUCGACACGCACCCCCGUCGCCGUAGUUCGACCGGUCGUUUCGCUUUCGACGCGGUCUGCCUGUUGCGGGACGGCUGACUCGCCGAGGGAACAAGGAUUCCAAGUGCAAGACGGAUAAUUGACAAGGGACUGAAGAAGAUGGACAUAAAAGGACGAGUUGCCUUGGUGACGGGUGCCGCUUCCGGUAUUGGUAAAUCAUGUGCCAUAGAAUUAUUGAAUGAAGGCGCGAUGGUUUCUAUAUGCGAUAUAAAUGCAGAAGAUGGUGAAAAAUUAGCGGAAACAUUGUCCACGGAGUACGGAAAAGAUCGUGUAAUCUUUUGUCAAUGCGAUGUCACAGACUACGCGCAAUUCGAGGAAUCGUUUCAAACGACGUUCGAGACAUUUGGCCACAUCGAUAUCGUUGUUAAUAACGCUGGUAUAAUGAACGAUCGGUUUUGGGAAUUAGAAGUCGACAUCAACGUUAAUGGCGUGAUUCGUGGAACUAUGCUCGCUCAGCGAUUUAUGGGGACGGAUAGGGGUGGCCAGGGUGGAAUAGUGGUUAAUAUUGGAAGCAGCAUCAGCAUCAACCCUUACACCAGUGUUCCAAUUUACUCUGCCACCAAGGCGGCAAUCGUCCACUUCACCAGAGCGUUUGGGCACCAAUAUCACGUGGAUUUAACCGGUGUAAAGGUGAUGGCAUUGUGCCCAAGUGCGACAGAUAGCAAAAUAUUAGGAGAUGUCAGUAAACAGUUGCUCUCACCUCGGUAUGUAGACGCCUGGCUUCGUGACACAGCUAGUUCUGUUCCUCAAAGAGCGGAACACGUGGCCAAGGCGUUGAUCCAGAUCCUGAACACAGACAAAAGUGGAAGCGUUUGGCUGGUUGAAAAAAGCCAACCACCUCACGAGAUCACAUUCCCAAAGAUCUAAAAAUCUUAACUGCCAUCAUUCGCGUGGAUCCUUUCUCGCUUCAAUACGAAUAACCUACUACUAUAAUCACGACGCCAUAACGAGAUUUUAUUAAUAUUAAAAAUCUAAUAGAAAGAUCACGCUCUCUCUCCUUCUCGAUCUUCUUAAUCGAAAUUUCGAAAAAUUUCACUCGUUCCGAAACUUAUCUUGAAAAUUAUCAAACAUGCCCUUGAAGGGAGGGAUGGAUCAAUAUCUGAGGCGUGUAAAGAUGUGCGGGAUCAAGAACGCGAAUAUAGAUGUAAGGGAGAAUAAAUCGCAUUACCAAAGAUUACGAAAGGCAGUUUGUAUGGUGAAAUCGUUUCUUUGUAUGUUGUUAUCCGUUCGUGUUAGAUUUAGAAAGAAUAGCGCUCGUUCUUAUAACAUGAUAAUUUAAUUAAUGGAUU